AUGGCCGAGGAUGGAAGGACGAGCCAGAAAGUGGUAGCGGCGGUCGAGGCUGGCGGGACGACGUUUGUGGUGGCAGUGUUUGCAGCGCCUGUGACGAGCGUGUGGGACGAGCCGCUGAGGCGGGCGGAGAUGGCGACGUUGCGCGAUGCGCAGGCGACGCUGGAUGGCGUGGUGGCGUGGAUUAGUGAGACUGUAGCCGAGCUGGGCGAGGGCAAUGACGACGGAUGCGAGCUGGUGGGCGUCGGCGUGGCCUCGUUUGGCCCGGUUGAUCUCAACAAGACCUCGGCAAGCUAUGGCUUCAUCACGACGACGCCCAAGGCCGGAUGGGCCAACACCGACGUGGUGGGCACGUUUGCAGCUGCAUUUGGCGUGCCGGUGGCGUUUGAGACGGACGUCAAUGCGGCGGCUCUUGCGGAGCGGAUGGCGGCGGGCGCGGGCGCCGAGCCCGAGGACGUCGGCGAUGCGGCGUUUGUGUAUGUGACUGUGGGCACGGGUGUUGGUGUGGGUGUGGCGCUGGAUGCCGAGACUGCAGUCCACGGCUUGCUUCAUCCCGAGGCGGGGCACAUGUGUGUGGGCAUGCAUCCUGCAGAUGCGGCAGCCGGCAUCGACAAUCUGCAUGUCUGCCCGUUCCAUGCCUGGUGCGUCGAAGGGUAUGUGGCAUCAGGCGGGCUUGCGGCGCGGUUCGGGGUGGCAGCCGCCGAUUUGGCGUCUGUGCCGGACGAUGAUGUCGGUUGGGACGCGGUGGCGUGGUAUCUCGCGCAGCUGGUGAUCAACGUCACGCUUGUCCUCUCGCCGCACACCGUCGUGCUCGGUGGCGGCAUCCUCAAGCGGCGCUCGCUCUAUGCGCGGGUCCGGAGCCACGUCCACACACUGCUCAACGGGUACCUCGCAGUUCCGCGGAUCACCGACUCGAUCGAGGCCUACCUUCGCCCGCCGCGACUCGCCGAGCCAGGGCUGACUGGUGCCGCCCUGUUGGUGUGA
This is a messenger RNA of Thecamonas trahens ATCC 50062, 981 nucleotides long. Its product is annotated as ROK family protein. Lineage: Eukaryota; Apusomonadida; Apusomonadidae. The record is from RefSeq and is a predicted model, not a curated record. Bases 1 to 981 code for a protein of 326 amino acids. The transcript has a single exon.